UUUUUUUGUUCUGCAACCAUGGCUUCUGAGAUGGAAGCUGCCCUAGCAACUGUUCCAUCUGAUUCUCCAACCGUAUUUGACAAAAUCAUAAAUAAAGAAAUUCCUAGUACCGUGGUUUAUGAAGAUGAUAAGGUUCUUGCAUUCAGAGACAUUGCACCCCAAGCUCCCACACACAUCCAAAUCAUCCCCAAAAUUAGGGAUGGAUUAACACGUCUCUCUAAGGCUGAGGAGAGGCACUGUGAGAUUCUUGGCCACCUUCUGUACACUGCUACGCUAGUUGCUAAACAGGAAGGCCUUGAUGAUGGCUUCAGGAUUGUAAUCAAUGAUGGGCCCAAAGGAUGUCAAUCUGUCUAUCACCUUCAUAUCCACCUUAUUGGGGGACGGCAAAUGAACUGGCCACCUGGCUAAUUUGUUUCACUUUGGAGGGCAGAUAAGAACUUUGAACGUUUCCCAUUCUGCUGCCCAUAUUGGUCUCGACAGUAAUAAACUGUAGUUUGUGGCUGCUUUUUACUUUUUGUUUUUGGGUACUUUUACCUGUGUUUUAUUGAUACAACUGACGAUCUCUAUUAGGAUAUAAACACUUGUACCCUAAUAAGGCUAUGUUUGGUCGUCCAGAAA
This is a messenger RNA of Telopea speciosissima, 618 nucleotides long. Its product is annotated as 14 kDa zinc-binding protein-like. The transcript is spliced from 5 exons. Gene Ontology annotation, biological process: sulfur compound metabolic process; purine ribonucleotide metabolic process. The record is from RefSeq and is a predicted model, not a curated record. NCBI's taxonomy places the organism in Eukaryota, Viridiplantae, Streptophyta, Magnoliopsida, Proteales, Proteaceae. Gene Ontology annotation, molecular function: adenylylsulfatase activity. Gene Ontology annotation, cellular component: cytoplasm. Bases 19 to 408 code for a protein of 129 amino acids.